AUGCCGGAUCUUACCUCUGAGGAACAGCUUAACUUUGAAAAACUGGCUGAAGGCAAGACGAAAGAAAUCUUCGGCAUUCACGGAAAUGCUGAUGUCGUUCUUAUCCGCUCCAAAGAUCAGCUGACAGCCUUUAACGCAGCUCGCAAAAGCGAUGUUGAAGGCAAAGGACGAAUAGCCAACAAGACAACAACGCAUGUCUUUCAGUAUCUCAAUGAUAUUGGUAUUCCAACACACUUCGUUGCCAGUCGUAGUGAUACGGAGUUCCUUGCUCAGAGAUGUGAAAUGAUUCCAAUCGAAUGGGUUGCCAGACGCAUUGCUACAGGAUCGUUCCUCAAACGAAACCCUGGUGUUAAACAGGGAUACCGAUUCUCCGAUCCCAAGAUUGAAACCUUCUUCAAGGAUGAUGAACAGGAUGACCCACAAUGGUCUGAUGAACAGAUCAUUUCCGCUGGUUUCAAAUACAAUUCUCUCAAGAUUGGAAAAACUGAGGUGCUACUCAUGAAGAAGCUGACGUCAUUGAUUUUCCGAGCUUUAGAGAAAGCUUGGUCUCUCUCCGAUUGUUCAUUGAUUGAUAUGAAGAUCGAGUUUGGAGUCAAUACAUCCGGAAAGAUCAUCCUUAGCGAUGUUAUUGACAACGACUCAUGGCGAGUCUGGCCUUCUGGAGAUAAACGACUCCAAUUGGAUAAGCAGUUCUUCCGCGAAAUGCCAGAAGUUACAUCUGAAGCUUUGAGCCAGCUCAUUUCGAAUUAUGAGAAAGUUAUGAACCUGACCGAAGGUUUCCUGGGCAGCACCAAGUCCCGAGUGCUCAUCAUCAUGGGCUCAUCCUCGGACAUGGACUUCUGUCGAAAAAUCGAGAAAGGAUGUCAGAAGCUGGGAAUGGAAACCCGUCUACGCAUCAGCUCAGCACAUAAGUCAACAAGUGAAACAUUAGAAAUCCUUUCGGAGUAUGAGCAGGACUUCGUUCCAACAGUCGUCAUUGCCGUAGCCGGACGUUCGAAUGGUUUGGGCCUUGUAAUUGGCGGGAAUACAACUUUACCUGUAAUCAAUUGUCCACCACCAGCAUCAUCUGAUCUCAAUGGAAUAAACGAUGUUUGGUCAUCACUUCGAACUCCAUCUGGAAUUGGAUGUUCAACGGUUUUGACGGCAGAUGAAGCUGCCUUAGCUGCAGCCAAAAUACUAUCUCAACUGGACCAUAUGGUAUUUGGAAGAAUUCUUGGUAAUCAACUUCAGAACUAUAUGAAGAUUUAUGAAGCAGACACGGCAGUUGUGGCUAAGCGAAGCGGAUGA
Messenger RNA from Auanema sp. JU1783, 1287 nucleotides. The record is from the annotation of a GenBank genome assembly. NCBI's taxonomy places the organism in Eukaryota, Metazoa, Nematoda, Chromadorea, Rhabditida, Rhabditidae.